CACCGCUGAUGAAAAUUUUGAUAAUUUUUGGAAAAGAAAUUUAGAUAAAUUCGGUCAAACAACCAUUGGUUUAUGGUGGAUAUUGUUUGCAUAUGAUUUUACUGAGUUUACUUCUGCAUGUUUGUUUUACAUACCAUUGAUUAUAAACAUAAUGGAAGCUGCAUCCGGCAGCACCGAGUUCAAUCCAUACAAGUAUGAAGGUUCCCCAAAUGUUCAUGUGUCCGAAGGGUAUCUAGUUGUACUGUGUGGUCUCUUCACUUUUCUUGCCAUAAAUUUUGCUGCCGUAAAAAUUGGCCCACCAAAGAAUGUGUCGGGAGAUAUAUGGCGAUGGAGGAACACUUUUGUAUCGUGGGUGCAUGCAGAUAUAGUUGGAACUGGGGUUCUUUACUGCCUGUUGUUUAAACCAGAGAUCGCAUCAGAUUUUAUUUUGUACUGUGACAAUUUCAUAUACUUCCUGGUAGCCUUUUCAAUGGGUUACUUUGUUUAUGAUGUUUGUGACCAUGCCAUGAACAACAAGCUUGUCAGCAACUAUGAGGUGAUUCUACAUCAUUUAGUGGUUCUGUGGUCAUUUUGGUACGACAUACAAUACAGAGUGAAUGUACCUUACACCAUUAUAGCCCUGAUGACGGAGAUUCACAGUAUAUUCCUUCAUGCUCGUAAGCUCAUGCAAUUCGAUAAAUGGCCGUUCGAUCACUGGUUAUACAAGAUGGUCGUCUCACUGAAUUUCAUCACCUUCGUAAGAUUCCGACUUUGGGGAAUAUUUCUGAUCAGCUGGGGUAUUUAUACAGAGUGGGGAAGGCUUACAUUUAUUUAUCAAAUAUUUAUUGUUGUCACAAUGUUUGUAAUGUAUCUUAUUAACCCAAUUUUGUUCUGGAGACUUUUAAAGAAUGAUGUUCUGCGUCAUUUUCGCUCGACUGAAAAGAAAGAUAAAUUGCAUAUGAAUGGAGCUUGUAGUAAAAUGGUCAAUGGCGAGUGUCAUCUGACCUGAUUGUGUAACUUUUUGACAAAUUGUUGAGUAAUUCCAAUGCUAUUCCUGUACUGUCAUACAUCUUUUACACAUUUUGUAUAAAUUGCAUAGUUACUUUCUUAAUGGCCGGUGCUUAAUUAGUCGAGAAUGAUUUAAAAGUGACUUCCUUAAAUAAAUUCCUCAGUUAUUGAGGUAGUUACUUCUUUAGGCUGGUUCUAAUUAAAAUAGUUACUUUCGUUAGGCUGGUUCUUAUUUUAUAUGGUUACUUCCUUUAAGCUGGUUCAUAAUUCAGAUGGUUACUUGUUUUUGGCUGAUUCUUAAUAGGAGAUACACAGUACAUUAUGGCUGUAACCUUGAGUAAAGCGUUAGAAACGCUUUUCGAUUUUCAGUGUAAAAAUGAGUAAAAUCAACGAGCUCUCGUGUGUUUCCUUGACAUAUAGUACAUCAGUAAUUAAAUUUCCAAGCUUUCUUAAGAAAUAUAGCAUUAAUUUCCAGAUACCUAAAUUAUUUUUAAAAAAUUUCAUCAUAUUAUCUGGAGGCCAGUACGGAUUUAAUACUUUUAUCUACUGUUAGCUGUGAAUCUCCCUUUAAGGAUUUAAUACUUUUAUCUACUUUUAGCUGUGAAUCUCCCUUUAAGGAUUUAAUACUUUUAUCUACUGUUAGCUGUGAAUCUCCCUUUAAGGAUUUUUAAUUCUUUCAUCAACUGUUAGCUAUGAAUCUCCCUUUAUUGAUUUAAUACUUUUAUCUACUUUUAGCUGUGAAUCUCCCUUUAAGGAUUUAAUUCUUUCAUCUACUUUUAGCUGUAAAUCUCCCUUUAAGGAUUUAAUUCUUUCAUCUACUGUUAGCUGUGAAUCUCCCUUUAAGGAUUUAAUUCUUUCAUCUACUGUUAGCUGUGAAUCUCCCUUUAAGGAUUUAAUUCUUUCAUCUACUUUUAGCUGUGAAUCUCCCUUUAAGGAUUUAAUACUUUCAUCUACUGUUAGCUGUGAAUCUCCCUUUAAGGAUUUAAUUCUUCCAUCAACUGUUAGCUGUGAAUCUCCCUUUAAGGAUUUAAUUCUUUCAUCUACUGAUAGCUGUGAAUCUCCCUUUAAGGAUUUAAUUCUUUCAUCUACGGUUAGCUAUGAAUCUCCCAUUAAGGAUUUAAUUCUUUCAUCUACGGUUAGCUGUGAAUCUCCCUUUAAGGAUUUAAUUCUUUCAUCUACUGAUAGCUGUGAAUCUCCCUUUAAGGAUUUAAUCUUUCAUCUACUGUUAGCUGUGAACCUCCCUUUAAGGAUUUAAUACUUUUAUCUACUAUUAGUUCUGAAUCUCCCUUUAAGAUAUUUGUUACUGUCAGACAGUACUCUUUCAUGACAGCUUCUUGUGAGUUUAUACCACUGUUAAGUACCUAGUACUUAUACAGUCUGUCAAACUUCUGUCAAGUUUUGUGACAUUGUGUGUAUAACUGUCUUUACUCCAGCGUAUUAAGAAUGUUGGAUUUAAUGUAUGUAACAUUCCAUUAUAGCUGCUUGAUGCUAGAUUUAUGUUGAAAUGGUGAGAGAGAGGGGUAUAGAUAAACUGAUUAACUGAUAAAAAACUUUGUUGAAGUGUGUAACUGGUCAGUGCUGUGAAGUCAGAUCGUAUUCUGAUUUUAAGCAUUUGUCAAGAAAUAGUUUAACAGUAUGAUUUUUGCCUAGUGAACUAGUUUUUGAAACUAGAUGAGUCAGUAAUAGUAAACAGCGUGAAAUAUGAUAGUUUUAAUGGUUCAAGGGCCAUAACUCUGGUGGUAAAGGGAUGACCUAGCCAUUAAGAUUUAAAAAGAUUGUUCAAGAACUGUUGCCUUAAAUGUGCUAAUAAUGUGAAAGGUAACAAUGUUUACUUAUUCAAGGGCCAUCAUGUAUCUGAAGCAGACUUGGCCAGUAAUAAAACUGACUUAUGUCUUAUGAUCUCCAGUGUGUUUUCUAUAAAAUUAUUGAUGAGUGGACUGACACAGGGCCAUCACAAUAGCAUACUUCAAACAUAUUGUGCACAGCUAAGCUAACAGGAAAGCCAUUCAGGACCUGUAUCACCAAUCUGUUCAAAUUUUUCUCAAGAUUGCCCAAUUUCCACUUUGUCCUAGAUUUCAUUAAGACAAAUUUUAUGGAAAUGAGCUAGAAAAUAUGACAUAGUGUCCCAAAUUUACACCUAAAACAGGCUUUCUUAUGAAUUUCAGCUUUAUUCUGCAACCUCCAGAUUGUAUCUGUAAAACAUCCUAAAGUAUGAAGAUGGUAGUAGGAUGAUUCUGGAUUUCUAAAAAAAAAAAAGUAUAUAUUUAUAACUGAAUGUCAAUUUUAAGGCCAGAAAUGUACUUUCCUAUUGUAAAAAUAGGGCAAGAUCAAAAUUUCGAAUAUUUUAAAUGAUAGGUUUAUUUUAAAAAGAAUUUUGUACGAAAGUCACAUAAAAACACUGUUUUAUUUAUUUAUUUACAAAGACUUUAACAUAAAAGUGUUGUUCAUAUUCAAACAUUUGUAAAUCUGGAAGCAGGUAGCUGAAUUUUAUUUUACAACGUAUCCAUUAAUAUGUUACUACCAGUAGAUAGUAGUUCGCUUCGGGAGAGGAAGGUCUUUGGUUCGAUCCCUGGGCGCGUCAUACCUAAGACGUAAAAAAUGGUACUGGCAGUUUCCUCGCUUGGUUUAAGAGGAUAGUGCUAGGACUGGUCAUCCCGGUGUCAGUAUAAUGUGACUGGAUGGGAUAUCAUGCCACGUGUCUACGGCGUGAUAUUCCAGUGAGGCAGCUUUAUAAAGUUGGGCAUUGUGCUCACUGCUACAAGUAGACACCGAUGUUUAUGUAACUGUAAGCAUGUUAGAAUGAAAAUAAAUAAGGCUGUGUUGUGGUGUAUUGUCAGAUUUACCAUGGUUCAUCAUUCAUAUCCUUUGAGAUUUAAACCACUAAGGCUAAUGCUGGUGUUUUUCAUUUCCUGCACCUCUGAACUGUGGUUAAUCAGGGGAUAAAGCACACAGAGGCCAUGAUUAUUUAAUAGAUAAAAAUAGGAUUCCUGUGUAUAAUGUAACACUUACAUGGCUAAUAUCAUGAGGUUUCCAAGCAU
Molecule: messenger RNA, 4025 nt
Organism: Mercenaria mercenaria
Lineage: Eukaryota; Metazoa; Mollusca; Bivalvia; Venerida; Veneridae
Product: TLC domain-containing protein 2-like
Exons: 5
Coding region: 152-988 (278 amino acids)
Biological process (GO): membrane assembly; plasma membrane organization; phospholipid homeostasis
Cellular component (GO): plasma membrane
Source: RefSeq, a predicted model, not a curated record